Molecule: messenger RNA, 156 nt
Organism: Symbiodinium sp. CCMP2592
Lineage: Eukaryota; Dinophyceae; Suessiales; Symbiodiniaceae
Source: the annotation of a GenBank genome assembly
AUGGGAGCUUUUCACAGAGACGCUUUGCAUCUUUCUGCAUUCUGCCUGAUGCGGCAGGACGCAGUCGAUUUGGAGGCGGACAACUUCGAUGACAUCGAUGAUGAGAAACUUAUGGCACAGCUGCAACAGGGCCUCAUGAAGGCUGUGCACAGUUGA